Leptopilina boulardi is the source of this 918-nucleotide messenger RNA. RefSeq names its product trafficking protein particle complex subunit 5 (gene Trs31). Lineage: Eukaryota; Metazoa; Arthropoda; Insecta; Hymenoptera; Figitidae. Gene Ontology annotation, biological process: endoplasmic reticulum to Golgi vesicle-mediated transport. Gene Ontology annotation, cellular component: TRAPPIII protein complex; TRAPPII protein complex; TRAPPI protein complex. The transcript has 3 exons. The record is from RefSeq and is a predicted model, not a curated record. Bases 146 to 721 code for a protein of 191 amino acids.
AUUGGCAUGACUGAUAACCAAAUGUCACCAGAAUCAUAUGUGUCAAAACAAUGUCAAAACAAAUGUUUGAUUUCGACAUUUGAAGAUUUCCAUUGUAAUUUUAUCUUUCUUGUCGUAAAAUAAUAUAUUUACACUUUAUUAAAUAAUGUCUACUAUAACAAUAUCUGCCGUUCGUCCAAGAACAAGCAUUCUUGAUAAAUCACUCAGUAAAGGUAAAGGAGAAGUUAGUUUAAGUUGUUUUGCUCUCCUUUUUUCGGAACUUGUUCAAUAUUGUCAAAAUCGAGUGUACACAGUACCAGAACUUCAAAACAAAUUGGCUGAGUUGGGAAUGGAGGUUGGACAUCGGGUAACAGAUCUUCUUGUCGUGCGAGAAAAAGGUGGUAAACGGGAAAUAAAAUUGCUCAAUAUUCUUCUCUUUGUGAAAAGUACUCUAUGGAAAUCAUUGUUUGGCCGUGAAGCUGAUAAAUUAGAACAUGCUAAUGAUGAUGAACGCACCUACUAUAUUAUUGAAAAAGAAUCUUUAGUUAAUAAAUUUGUGUCUGUUCCAAAAGACAAAGGUAGUUUAAAUUGUGCAUCGUUUGUCGCUGGUAUUGUUGAAGCAGUUUUGUGUGACAGUGGAUUUCCCGCAAAAGUUACGGCACAUUGGCAUAAAGGUACAACCUACAUGAUUAAAUUUGAUGAAGCUGUUAUUGCUCGAGACAAACAAUUAGAUGACAGAUAAAAAAAUUUUUUUUAUAUAUAUUUAAUGUUAAUUAUAAUAUACACCAAGGUAAUACAAUAAAAAUAUAAUUACAUAGAAAUUAAAUCAUUUUAAAGAAGUAACUAAAGUAAAUUAAAUUUUUUGUAAUAGUGAUUGUAAUUAAAUUUACACAGAUAAUGAAAAACAAAAGUGAUAUACAAUUCUUUAUUUAAGCUAAA